AGCCGAGGGCAAAUCCGUCUUUUAGGUUUCUCUAUAAGUACCCCCUACUUCGCUUUCCAACAUUUACAAACCUUAAUUGUUUUUGCAAAGACCCUUCCUUUUCUCUAUUUCUCUCUCUCUCUUGGCCAUUUCGUCGAACACAUCAUCCACACCGCUUCACCGGCGAAACUCGCCGUCAAAACCGCCGGAGAAAAAGUCCGGCGAACACCCAAAAGAGCCGGUCGAAAAGAGCGUUGGCGAGACGGCGUCGUGUUUCGAUGGUGUGAGUGAUCGGAGGUGGGGAGGAGGAGGAGGAUGGGGAGGGGUUUUGUGGUGGUGGGGGUGGCCGUGACUGUGGCGGUUACGGCUUGUGCUGUGGCGGCGGUGGUGGUGGGGAAGAGAGUGAAAAGUAGGAGGAAGUGGAGGAGAGUUGUGGGAGUGUUGGCUGAGUUUGAACAAGGGUGUGAGACCACGGUGGGUAGGCUUAAGCAAGUGGUGGACGCCAUGGCUGUAGAGAUGCACGCUGGUCUUGCCUCUGAAGGUGGCUCCAAGCUCAAAAUGUUGCUCACUUUUGUUGAUACUCUCCCCAAUGGGGCGUGGAUUGACUUUUUUGUGAGUGAGAAAGGAAUUUACUAUGCUCUAGAUCUUGGGGGUACUAAUUUUAGGGUCUUGCGAGUUCAGCUAGGAGGUCAAAGGUCUAUCCUAGAACCAGAUGUGGAGCGGCAACCCAUUCCCCAACAUUUGAUGACCAGCACAAGCGAGGAUCUCUUUGAUUUUAUUGCUUCCUCGUUAAAAGAGUUUGUUGAAAAAGAAGGAGAUGGCUCGGACACUUCACUGAUGAGAAGAAGGGAACUUGGAUUUACAUUCUCUUUUCCUGUGAAGCAAACAUCUGUUUCAACAGGCAUUUUGAUUAAAUGGACAAAAGGAUUUGGCAUUGAAGACACGGUUGGAAGAGAGGUUUCCGAAUGUUUAGAACAAGCAAUGGCCAGAAAAGGCCUAAAUAUGCGGGUAGCAGCACUGGUUAAUGAUACAGUGGGAACUUUAGCUCUUGGACAUUAUCAUGAUCCAGACACUAUCGCUGCAGUUAUAAUUGGAACAGGUACAAAUGCCUGUUAUUUGGAGCGGACAGAUGCUAUCAUUAAGUGUCAAGGGCUUCUUACAACUUCUGGAGGCAUGGUUGUCAACAUGGAAUGGGGAAAUUUCUGGUCAUCCCAUUUACCGAGAACUUCUUAUGACAUCGAGCUAGAUGCUGAUAGCCCUAAUCCAAAUGAUCAGGGCUUUGAGAAAAUGAUAUCAGGAAUGUAUCUUGGUGACAUUGUGAGGAGAGUAAUUCUGAGGAUGUCACAUGAGGCAGAUAUAUUUGGAGAUGCUCUUCCAAAGUUAUCAAUGCCCUUUAUUUUGAGGACACCAUUGAUGGCUGAGAUGCAUGAGGAUGACUCUCCUGAGUUGACAGAAGUAGCAAGAAUCUUGAAAGACACAUUGGAGAUUCCUGAUGUCCCUUUGAAGGUUAGAAAGCUCGUUGUAAAGGUAUGUGAUGUGGUGACUCGUAGGGCUGCCCGAUUGGCAGCUGCUGGUAUUGUAGGUAUCUUGAAAAAGAUCGGCCGGGAUGGAAGUGGUGGGAUCACGGGUGGGAGGAGUAGAAGUGAUAUUAAAAUGAAAAGAACAGUUGUUGCAAUUGAAGGGGGUUUAUAUACAAGCUAUACAAUGUUUAGGGAAUACUUGCAUGAAGCCAUGAUAGAAAUAUUGGGGGAAGAAGCAGCUCAACAUGUCAUUCUUAUGGACACAGAAGAUGGAUCAGGCGUCGGAGCCGCACUCCUUGGCGCGACACAUUCAUCUAACCGUGUUGAUAACGUACAGUUGCUAUAAAAAUAUAAAUAUAUAUAUAUAUAUAUAUAUUAUUCAUAUAUAUAUACAUAUAGCCCCUGUAAAUGUAGAAUUCAUUUUCCAUAUCUUCUUGUAUAAAGGGAAGGAUUGUCCAUAUAUUUUUUUUCUUGGUGAAAUUUCCAUCAAUUUAUAAUUUGAUGCUGGCAAUGUGAAAAUGGUGUUCUUUACAAAGAAUUCCUCUUCCAAAUUUUUA
Molecule: messenger RNA, 2056 nt
Organism: Quercus lobata
Lineage: Eukaryota; Viridiplantae; Streptophyta; Magnoliopsida; Fagales; Fagaceae
Product: hexokinase-3-like
Exons: 10
Coding region: 295-1845 (516 amino acids)
Biological process (GO): glycolytic process; intracellular glucose homeostasis
Cellular component (GO): mitochondrion; cytosol
Molecular function (GO): ATP binding; hexokinase activity; D-glucose binding
Source: RefSeq, a predicted model, not a curated record